AGCGUCCCCGCCUGCGCUGGCCGCGGGGCAAGCUGCGGGCCGGGGCGCGCGCGGGAGGCCGAUCAACUCCCCAGUGCCCAGCGGGCAGAUUUCUCUCAAGCAUCCAAUCAAGUGUGAAGAUUUCCUAAGGAAGCUCCUGAACUAUGGUCCUAAUCUAGUAAGUCUUGAGUAGAACCCUAUGGUGCAUUUUAAACACAUCUGCUUAGAGAUUCCAAGGCAGCAUCAGGAAGCACACGCUGGUUUUGUCCACCUUGAAGUGCUUUAGAAACCCAAGUUGAAGUGCUGGCUCCAAAGCUCUGCAAUGAAACCACACUUGAAGCAAUGGCGACAACGAAUGCUCUUUGGAAUAUUUGUUUGGGGGCUCCUCUUUUUGGCAGUUUUCAUCUACUUCACCAAUAGCAAUCCUGCCGCACCUAUGCCCAGCUCCAGCUCCUUUUCCUUCUUGGAGAGCCGUGGGCUCCUGCCUGUACAGGGCAAGCAGAGGGUCAUCAUGGGCGCUUUGCAGGAGCCCUCUUUGCCCAGAAGUUUGGAGGCAAGCAAAGUGCUGCUGGACGGCCACCCUGCGAACCCUUUCCACAGCUGGCCUGGGGACCCACAGAAAUGGGAUCAGGCCCAAAAUGGCUUUGACAAUGGGGAUGAGUUUUUUACAUCCCAGGUUGGGAGGAAAUCGCAAAGUGCUUUCUAUCCUGAGGAAGACAGCUACUUUUUUAUUGCGGGUCAGCCUGGGCUGUACCACCACAGGCAGGGUGCACUGGAGCUGCCGUCGCCAGGGGAGACAUCAUGGCGAUCAGGUCCUGCCCAGCCCAAGCAGGAGAAGCUGCUCCACCCAAGGCGAGGCAGCUUCCCUGAGGAAGCCUAUGAUGGCGACGUGCUGUCGGCCUCCAUGUCUAGAGCCUUCCUGUACAGGCUCUGGAAGGGGACCGUGUCCUCUAAGAUGUUGAAUCCACGCCUGCAGAAGGCCAUGCGCUACUACAUGUCCUUCAACAAGCAUGGCGUGCGCUUCCGCAGGCGGGGGCGGCGCGAGGCUCUGCGUACAGGGCCAGAGCUGCUGUGUGAGAUGCGCAGGCGUGUGCGUGUGCGCACUUUGGAUGGCAAAGAGGCGCCCUUCUCGGGGCUGGGCUGGCGGCCUCUGGUACCACAUGUACCUCUGAGCCAGUUGCACCCGCGCGGUCUGAGCAGCUGCGCAGUUGUCAUGUCUGCCGGUGCCAUCCUGAACUCCUCCCUGGGGGAGGAAAUCGAUUCUCAUGAUGCAGUUUUGAGAUUUAAUUCUGCCCCUACACAUGGCUAUGAGAAAGAUGUUGGAAAUAAAACCACAGUACGCAUCAUUAAUUCUCAGAUUCUGGCCAACCCCAGCCAUCACUUCAUUGACAGUGCUUUAUAUAAAGAUGUAAUCUUGGUAGCCUGGGAUCCAGCUCCAUAUUCUGCCAAUCUUAACCUGUGGUAUAAGAAGCCAGAUUACAACCUUUUCACUCCAUACAUCCAGCAUCGCCGGAAAUACCCAACUCAGCCAUUUUACAUUCUUCACCCCAAAUUCAUAUGGCAGCUUUGGGACAUUAUCCAGGAGAACACAAGGGAGAAGAUACAGCCCAACCCACCAUCUUCUGGUUUUAUUGGAAUCCUCAUCAUGAUGUCCAUGUGCAAAGAGGUGCACGUGUAUGAGUACAUCCCAUCUGUCCGACAGACAGAGCUUUGCCACUACCACGAGCUGUACUACGACGCAGCCUGCACCUUGGGGGCUUACCACCCACUGCUGUAUGAAAAGCUCCUGGUGCAGCGCCUUAACACAGGCACCCAGGCAGAUCUGCAUCGCAAAGGCAAGGUAGUCCUGCCAGGCUUCCGGACCCUUCAGUGCCCAGUAACCAGCCCCAACAAUACACACUCUUAAAAUGGAACUCGUGGGAACUGAUGUGCAAUAAGGUACUACUGUUGUCCUCAAAGUCACAAAAAAUACUUGAAGAUAGAUUUAGACAAUAUAUUGUCUUUAACUGUAACUUAGUGCCCAUGAGAAUUAUUUCUAGUCUAAGCCAUUGGGUAACUAUUACUGCUAUGAAUAUAGAAAUGGAAUUUUAAAACCACCCAAGAAAGAAGCCAAAACAAGGUACAUAGAAAACAGAUUUUUACUUAUGGGCAUGAUACCUCUAAACAUGUUAACCUCUACAGCAGGGGCACUUUUAUCACAGUUGGUUCCAGCCACAUUUGGGGAUGAUACUACUGAUGAUGCUGUUUUCAUCUAGACAUUCCUGUAGCUAACAAUCACUUAUACAUCCAUUUCUCAUUAAGCAUCCUGGAAGCUAUGCUGACUGUCUGAAUUCUCACUCAGAUAUGUUUGACAUUUCUUCAUGUAUUCUGUCAGGCACAUGAUUUUCAACAGCAGCUUCACAGCUUUGAUUCGCAGUGUUCUCUGAAUGUUACAACUGAGAACCAAGCCACACUUACAAAAAUAAAAAUCGUCCAUACCAAGCAAUCUAAGAAAUCAAAGGAAACUUCUGCUGGCAGCAAAGAACAGUCCCUUCAUCGGCCUGCAGCAUACUGUUCCUGGCCAGCCACAUUUAGCGCACACAGGUGGUGUGUGCAGGAUUAUCACUGGUCAGGUGUCCCUACCCUGGCUUCUCAACUUUAUAUUCCUGGCCUUCAGAUCAUUCUGUAGCUCUCAUAUAGCCAGAGACAUGCUGGACAGUUACUGCAUCCUUGCAGAUCAGCCAGAGGACACCCUUGUUCCUUUCAAGCUAUAAAGAAUAGCUUCAAAGCAUGUACUCUGAGCUGCAUGGGAUUCACACUUCCCUGUCAGGUCUAUAGGAAGCUCUUACAAGCUCUUACAAGUUCUACAGGCUUUUCUCAACUGUUAGAAACUUGACCCUCUUGCCCUGAAUGUUGUCCAGUUUUAAGCAUAAACAGCUAGGAAUCCACCUUUGUAUUUGAAGGUAUGUUUUAUGCUAAGAAUGUGAUGGAGGCACAGAAUUGUUUUUUUUAACAAUUAAGUUAAAACUUUUUGAAAAUGACAAUAUCAGUUUAAUUAAGCCUACCCCCCCCCUUGCAAAAUGUGUGGCUAUCAAAGUAUUGUAGGAAAAGAAAUGUUUCACUGUAUAUUUGUUCUGGAAUACCCUAUUGAUUAUUUCCUGAGGAAGCAAGGUUUUUAGAGGCCACCAGUUUCUGUUUGGGUAUUGCCCCCUGCAGAGCUCAAGCAGGGCUGCAAAUGUCCUCAGUGACUUGCUACAGUAGUGAAGUGAGAAAAGUUGAGCUUUCAGUUAUGAGAUACAUGCUGACAACUCAUUCUGAGCAACUGAGUGUCAUCUUCUACUCAACCAGGUCCAACCAUGUAAUCUCAUAAAAGCUCAGCCUUGUCACCAUACUGAAUGUCUAAUCAUCUCUAACUCUAGAGGAGGCCCCACUCAUGUGGGAUGAGCAUUUUCUCCUGUGGUCCUUGGAGCUUUCUAUAUCUUCCAGCUUUUGCAGUUUUAAAAUGAUGAUAACCAGUGGGUUUAUUUUUAUAGUCUUGAAGGGGAUUCACUUACAGGCAUAAUUAUUAUUCAUGACAAUGUCCUUUGAUGGCCUGAGAAUUUGGUUAGAGGUCAGUGUAAAUAUUCAAAUUCAAAAGCUCCACAAAACACAUCAAAGGUUGUUAAAUAUCAUUCUGUUGCUGCACAUGUACUUCUAAAAGGCUUCUCUCAAUUUACAUGGGUUACAAAGAGACUGAAGAGCAUAAAGGAAGUGGAAUUAACUUUUUGAAUUUGUUAUGACCCUAAAGACUUGUGGGAAUCAGAGUCUGUUAAAUAUUCAGAAAAUAUGGUGCACAUAUUAAUAUGCUGUUGGCUAAGCACUCUUGUAUUUAAAAGUUUAAAUAGCUUAGCAGAUGCUCACACGAUGAUGGCUAAUACGAUGGCUGCUACUUGUGCUAAUGAAAUGAGUCCCAACUGGAAAUAUUUGCCAGACAUUGAUUAAAUACUUCAACACUACAUUUGCUAUCCUUAAGUGAACCAAUCGUACCUUCGGAAUAGCAACCCUAACUAUCCUUCCACCUCAUUUCUUCCUGGCUCUGGGCUCUGGCUCUUCCAGAACUGUCUGACCUCUUCUGUGAAAAGACUCUGGUUAGAUCCUCAUGGUGGCACCAAAAACCACCGGGUGCUACUUGUUCCCUGAAGACUAACAGAUGUCAUAGUCCUUUGUCUUUUGAGAAAAAUAUCACUAUUUCUUGUUGUGAUUAUUGUUGUUCCUAUUACAAAAACACUAGCAUUGUCUAAAAAUGAUAAUUCAGCCACUCUAAUAUUCUCUCUAACUUGUGUCUCUAGCUGUUCACACAAGGCAAAAAGGUAAUGUAUAAUGAACAUGCUUAAAUACAGACAACUCAGUGCAAUAAUAGUAGGCAUGGAGUUGACUAUGCCAACCACAUCAUUUGUUGCAAAUUCUGUAAAGACAAGUGGUGAUCAAACACAAGUUCCAUGUAACCAUAUGUGUUUUAAUGGGCAAAUAUGGGGCUUGAGUACAUAUGAAUUGCUGUGCCUCUGUCUACCUAGUCUCUGAGCUCAAGAUGUUUUGAUUUAGCAAUGGCGCUGUGCUUGUGUCUUGACCUCCUGGCCCCUUAGUCACUCAACCUGGACUUUCCAGUAGUCCUCUGUCAUUGGAGCCAUAAUAUCUGAACAAAAGUAGUGCUAAGGGUGAUCAUUAAUGUUUUUUAAACUCGAAUGUCAAAGGGCCUGGCUUACUCUGUUGUAUUUACGAACCAGUACAUCUGCUGGAACAGAGUUCAGCCUGUGUUGCCAGCUGACCAUAUUCACAUAGUCUGAAUUGAUUAGGCACAUUUUGAGUGCAUCAAGUGAAAUCAGUUUCCCACAAGUUAUAUAUGACAAAAGACUUUGGUAUGCAUCAGCAGCUUGAUUAAGUUUCACCAGAUUUUCUUAGACUACACAUACUCCAGACCUGUCCCAUCACACUGCCAAUUUCUGUUUGACUUUCUGAUAGUCAAAUAUUACCCCAUGGCUACAUGACUGAUCAAGGCAGCUCUGUUUAGACGUAAAUAAGUUAGGUAAACUAUGCCUGCAUUUCAGCACACUUUUUAUAUCAGGACAUUUCCAUUGUGAGAUUUUUCCACAUUUCUCUCACUCGGUAUGUUUAGAUACUUGGUGAAUGUGAAACAUUUCUCAAGCAACUCAAGAAAAUAAAAUGAAAUUUCUAGCUCUUGUUUGGUUAAAUGAAUGGAGCCUUCAAUAAGAAAAGAAACGGCAUAUUCUCUCCAAGAUUAAGGUACUGACAUUCAAGAAUUAAAGCUGUUGAUGGAGUUCUUAUUCUUAACAUAAAAUGUGCAUGUAGAUAGUUACAUAAUUGUAUAUAUACUUAUCUACACACGGUUGAUUUUAUUAUCUUUUUCAUUCAUCUUUAUAAUGAGAGCUUUACAAUAAAUUUUAUUUUAAUUAUUAAAACACUAAUUUUUUUAAGAGAAGGAAGCAAAUAUUUUCUGUCCUUCUGCUAAAAAUAAGUCAGUCUUCUGCCCUUACUAUAGACACACUCAUAUUCUACAUAUCUUGGCCAUAUUAAUAAACAGUAACCAAAAUAUUGAAAGGUACCAUUCAGAGAAUCAUUACUCUAGUGUAGUAUUUAGUCAGAAGCAUGAUAUAGCUCUGAAUUUUGAAAAGUUUGUUGAUUGCCCAUGGCUUUUAUAAGAUUCAAGAAAGAAACGUGUGCUGAUUCUCUGAAAAAUAUAUUUCAACAAAACAAGUGCAACAGUAGCAUUAAAAUCUAAGUUUACAGUACACCCUGUUAUGAUCGAGAUAAAGUAUAAAAUCUUUC
Messenger RNA from Apodemus sylvaticus (European woodmouse), 5781 nucleotides. RefSeq names its product ST6 beta-galactoside alpha-2,6-sialyltransferase 2 (gene St6gal2). Gene Ontology annotation, molecular function: sialyltransferase activity. Bases 302 to 1885 code for a protein of 527 amino acids. Gene Ontology annotation, biological process: carbohydrate metabolic process. Lineage: Eukaryota; Metazoa; Chordata; Mammalia; Rodentia; Muridae. The record is from RefSeq and is a predicted model, not a curated record. The transcript has 7 exons.